This is a messenger RNA of Centrocercus urophasianus (Greater sage-grouse), 1933 nucleotides long. RefSeq names its product SH3 domain-binding glutamic acid-rich-like protein. The transcript is spliced from 7 exons. NCBI's taxonomy places the organism in Eukaryota, Metazoa, Chordata, Aves, Galliformes, Phasianidae. Gene Ontology annotation, cellular component: cytoplasm. Bases 838 to 1386 code for a protein of 182 amino acids. The record is from RefSeq and is a predicted model, not a curated record.
AUAACACAGUAGAACAGAACUUUUUUUACUGAGAAUUCUGGACCUCCUCUUAUAACCUGUGCAUUGGAAAAAUUCACCAGUGAUGCAGAGAGGAGGAAGAGAAUCCAAUAAUGGGGUUUGCAAACAUGCAAUUGGUCCAAUCAUCCUCCUAGUAUCAGGAAAUGGACUGACACAGUCGUUUCAGAGAAGUGCCUUAGCCCUACAGUUUGGAUCAUGAUCUGAGUUUUUUUCUGCUGCAAGUAUUUGUAACAGAGCCUUGUUUCGGUGAGAAAUCUCUGAUCUCUGCUAUAAUUACUUUUGAACUUAUGUUGCCCCUCCCUUUUAUAAUGUGAAAAAAUGUCCUUACUCUGAUCAGGGAUAGAGUACAAGCCUUUUAUACUUGAGAUGACUGAGACCGCACCAAUGCAACUUUAAACAUUACCCUACAGCUCUGUGAUCUUCCCCUGCACUGUGUUGCCUGAUCCCUGUCCCUUGUCCCUUCCCCCUCUCCUGAGCAUUUCUCCAGCCCUGACUCAUUGGUGCAGGACUCUCCUUUGCCUUUUAUGGACUGCCAUCCUGUCAAUCUAAUUCGAUAAGGCCAGGGGCAGGUGCAAACCCCUUGCUGUGGCUCCGCUUACUACCCAAUCCUCACACUGGCCUCUCAUCCCAAAAUACCUAGGAGCCAAUGGAGUGGGAAAACCCGGGACCCUGAAGAAAGAGGGAGCUAAAGUGGGUGGAUUGCUGUGAGGAGCACCCGUUUUUGAUCCAGGUCCUGCUGAAGGCUGGGAUUCCUCUCGGGACUUUGUUGACUUGUGGAUAGCAGGCUUGCUCUGCUGAUUCAUUGUCAUCACUAUCAAAAUGGUGAUCAAAGUCUUUGUAGCCACAUCUUCGGGGUCUACAGCGAUCAAAAAGAAGCAGCAAGAGGUAGUGGGCUUUUUAGAGGCCAACAAGAUUGACUUUCAGCAAAUGGACAUAGCAGGUGAUGAGGACAACAGGAAAUGGAUGAGAGAGAAUGUUCCUGGAGAAAAAAAGCCUCAAAAUGGAAUUCCUCUUCCUCCACAGAUCUUCAAUGAGGAGCGGUACUGUGGGGACUUUGAAUCCUUUUUCUCUGCUAAAGAAGAAAAUAUUAUUUAUUCAUUCCUGGGUCUUGCUCCUCCUCCAGGCACAAAGGAGACUGAAAAGUCUGAUACUACUGGUGAAACUGAGGCACACACAGAACACAGUGCAGAUGAAGGGGCCCAUGAAGAGGCUCAGCCACCAUCAGAAGAUCAGCAGGAAAACAAGGAAGGAGAUGCGGCGGCAGGGGAAGAAGAAGAAAAACAUGAAGAGGGAGAAGAAAAGGAAGAAGAAGGAAAGCAAGAAGAGGGAGAAGAAAAGGAAGAGGUGGAGGAACAAGAAGAGUCUUAGUACACUUCCUUAUGACACAUUCUCUCUUGAAAGGUUUUCAGGAAGCACAAGCUGGAGCAGCCCUGCCAAAGGAAAAGCCUCCCUCUUAAGCAAACCGUCACUACCUUUCAUGCCUGUGUACAUGUGAACGUUUAAAUACAGAACAACAAAGAUACCACUGUAUCCUACUUGUAGCCUUUGUAUAUAUUUGGUAUUACAAUUGCAUGUUAAAGUGGAUCUUCUUAUACCUGAAUGCUGAUAUUUCAGUUGAUUGUUAUGUGUUGGAAUAGUAUUGUCCAGUCAUAUCUUAGAUUGUAAGUUCCCCAGAGCAGGAACCAUGUCUUUCUCCAUGUUUAUGUACUGUCAAGCACACUGCUACCACUCAUCAGAUAACUGCACUCACACAAGUGGUGUUGUAUUUGGAGAAAAAAAAAUUCAGAGCUGAAAACUACAAAAAGGCUUCCUGUAUGCAACUUACGUGAGUCACUUCUCCCUCAGCUGGCUUUUGAAAGCGAUUGAGAUUUCCAUUGUACAGCAGUUUAAAUAAAUGCAUUUUCUGUCACAUCCA